AUGUGGGGAGAUCUGUUUACUGAUGAAGAUUGCCUGCCGCCAAACGUCGAUUUUGAAGUAGACGAUAUUGAAGAGGAAUGGGUGUUUGACGAGCCGUUUGACUACAUCCACAGUCGCCUCAUGACCUCUAGCAUCGCAGACUGGAAGGAGCCACAAGCCCAGACCUACUUACACUCUCGCAACAGCAACCUCACACCAGGAGGUUACUUAGAACUCCAAGAAGUCGACGUAGGCCCCUCAUGCGACGACGGCACCCUCGAUCCCACGACUUCGGCUCUGGCACGAUACUGUGCCCUGCUGCAUGACGCCUCAGUGAUGCUGGGCCGCCCCUACCAGGAGAUCCCCAAGCUCGCCGACCUGAUGCGUGAUUCGCAGGUCGGAUUCGUGGACGUCGAGGUCCGCGUGUUCAAGUGGCCAACCAACGGGUGGCCUGCCGCGGACACGGAGGAAGGGAGAAGGCUGAAAGAGCUCGGGGUGUGGAGCGGGGAGAAUAUCGUGGCUGGACUCCAGGGGUUUGCGAUGGCGCCGUUUACGAGGGCGUUUGGGUGGUCUAAGGAGGAUGUCGAUGCGUUUUUGGUGGGUGUCAGGAAUGAGAUGAGGAAUGAGAGCAUUCAUGCUUAUGGGCUUGUGUGA
Colletotrichum fioriniae is the source of this 633-nucleotide messenger RNA. The record is from RefSeq and is a predicted model, not a curated record. Lineage: Eukaryota; Fungi; Ascomycota; Sordariomycetes; Glomerellales; Glomerellaceae.